This is a messenger RNA of Lymnaea stagnalis (great pond snail), 1000 nucleotides long. Lineage: Eukaryota; Metazoa; Mollusca; Gastropoda; Lymnaeidae. The record is from the annotation of a GenBank genome assembly.
AAGUGUGUAGAAAACAACACAGUCUCGUGCAGCCCUUGGACUGGCCACUGUGACUGCUUGCCCGGCUGGACAUCCGAUACUUGCUCUCAAGACAUCGAUGAAUGCAGCACGCAAUCCAUGCCGUGCCGAGAGUACUCCAGCUGCAGAAAUACAAUCGGAGAUUAUGAUUGUGAUUGCAACAAAACUCUCGGCUACCAAAAUGCUGACCACAAAACAUGCAAACUCAUCGGUGAGCCACAUAACAUUCCUGAUAUGGCAUAACGUGAUUAAAAAUUAUUGCCAAUGUGCAUGAAGUGUGUCAGACUUGAUAAACUCGAUCAGCUAUUGUACUUUAUGUGAGUGCCUUUUGUCGCGAAGCGAUUCUUCUGUAUGGCGAAGUCUUUCACGCCAUUCCGUUCAGCAGUUCAUCAUACAGCCACAGUCACCAAUGCAACAAACAGCAACCGGUUUGUUGUAAACGAAAGUUUAUUUAUCACUACUCGAUGAACAAGACUUGAUGUAUAAAUUCAGAAUUUGAUAAUAAAUUACUCUAACCAAAUAUUAAUCAAUAUACCAAUCCAAACACUUCUGCCAGUAUAUCCCCAUCAAUUCUCUCAGCACAACACUUAGCAGUAUUCAAAUUCACAACAGUGAAUUUAGCACAUCCGCCAUCACUCUUCUCUAACCACAACGAAAACUAACUCGUCACUUCCAAUUACACAAUUACGUCACAACACUCUCACACAAACGAUACGGCUGUACAUAAAAUCUCUAACUAACAUCUUUUCCCUAUCAACAUGACAACGACGCUCUACACAUAACAACAGUGAUUCUCAUACCCUCGACACCUUUGAAGAACUGUACAGUAUAAUACAAUAUGUUUUCAGAUGUUAUAGAUUAGUGGUGAGUUCUAGCUUUUUAAAAUUGUGUUUUCUUAUAUGUCUCGUCUUUUUUCUUCCUCGCAGAUUGUAUCUAUACACUGACAAACUCAUCUGGGACCCUAUCCAGUCCUGGCUAUCCU